UAGGAUAUUUUCAUGCUGUGUAUUUUUAGUGCUGUGACGUGUCGAGACACACUGUGUAUAUACGUUGUCAAUAUUUUUAUUUACAAAACCUCAAAAAUUUUAACCGUUAAAGAGUACAAUAAUAAAUAUACAAAAUUAAGGAGUGACAAACUGAAUCGAACAUUCUUUCGAAACUUACAUCGUGUUUUCUUCGUGAUGGGUAAGCGAAAGGCUACGAACAAUGCAAACAAUCCAAAUCAAGAUUUAUGUGAUUUUUUGAUGGAGCUGGCAGAUUAUGAACGUAAUGUUAGUAAGAAUGUUUACAAGUAUAAUGCAUAUCGCAAAGCUGCUGGGACAUUAGGCGCUCUAACAGAAAGAGUCAAGAGUGGAGAGGAGGCGAAAAAGCUACCUGGAAUAGGAGUAAAAAUUGCGAAGAAGAUAGAUGAGUUUCUUCAGACCGGGAAGCUGCAAAAGUUGGAAGAUAUCAAGAAGGAUGAAACCAAUGUUGCUAUUAACCUGUUGGCUCGAGUAUCUGGAAUAGGUCCUGCCAAGGCAAAGGAAUUAGUAGAGGCUGGUAUCAAGACUUUGGAAGAUCUCAAGAAGCACCAGGACAAACUCACACAUCAUCAGAAACUGGGAUUGAAGUAUUUUGGUGACUUUGAGAAGAAAAUACCUAGAGCAGAAAUUGCACAGAUAGAGAAGAUGCUAAAGGACAUUAUUAAAGAGCUAAAUAGUGCAUAUCUUGUAACUAUUUGUGGUAGUUACAGACGUGGCAAAGAGGAAAGUGGAGAUAUUGAUGUUCUAAUAACUCAUCCUAAUUACACAUCGAAAGCGAAAGAUGAGCAAAAGAGGGCUGUAUCAUUGAAAGCAAUUGUUGAAUGUCUUGAAAAGAAACGGUUGAUUACAGAUACGAUUUCUCUUGGAUCUGCUAAAUUCAUGGGAGUGUGUCGAUUACCAGGGGAUAAAAGCAAGCCUUUCAGACGAUUGGAUAUACGUCUUACGUUUUACGAUCAAUAUUAUUGCGCUAUUCUUUAUUUCACAGGAAGUGAUCUGUUCAAUAAAAAUAUGAGAGCGCACGCUUUGGAAAAGAAAUAUACUUUGAAUGAAUAUACAUUGAAGCGCCUUACAACUGAAGGUUGUCCAGGAGAAGCUGAAAAAAUUAGAUCUGAAGAAGAUAUUUUCAAAAUCCUAGGUUUAUCUUAUAAAGAUCCCAAAGACAGAAAUAUAUAAACGAUUCUUUUUAUAUUA
Pogonomyrmex barbatus (red harvester ant) is the source of this 1227-nucleotide messenger RNA. RefSeq names its product DNA polymerase beta. Gene Ontology annotation, cellular component: nucleus. Gene Ontology annotation, biological process: double-strand break repair via nonhomologous end joining; base-excision repair. The record is from RefSeq and is a predicted model, not a curated record. Gene Ontology annotation, molecular function: DNA binding; DNA-directed DNA polymerase activity. NCBI's taxonomy places the organism in Eukaryota, Metazoa, Arthropoda, Insecta, Hymenoptera, Formicidae.